AGUCGGUCGGUAACCUAGCAACCACUAACGCUAGUGUCGGAGUUUACUCCAAAGGGAUUUUUUUAAUUUAUGUUUUUUUUCCUUUUGUUUGUUAAUUUGCCAUCACAAUGGACUUUUUACAAGAGAUACAAGACAAACCGCUGUCUACAUUGUCUGCUUUCAGUUACAUCCCACCACAACGGAACGUACCGAGAGAAAUGUCUUACUUCAACAGAGACUCAAAGGUUUCUGAUGUUUCCACAUAUGAUCGAGUGCUGCACCAGGAUGAGGGUUAUGACAUGAAACUGCCCCGGGGUGACAGAAAACACUGGAAAGGAAGAGGACUGAAUAUAAACCAGGAGGAGAGGUGCAGAACUGUGCCAGUGCUGUCCUCCUCAGUGUAUGGGCACCGUUCUGUUCCUGCCAUCUACCAGACGGACCGGCAGUAUGCACGCGUGGGUUCCAUUAAUCCUGAGUUCUACAGGAAAAGUGGCAUCAUCUGGAAUGUGGCAGAAGGAUAUGGAUCAGUGGUUCCUCUCUGAAAGCCCAACUCAUUGAAGCACAGGAUAAAGCAUUUGCUCUCA
Messenger RNA from Melanotaenia boesemani (Boeseman's rainbowfish), 563 nucleotides. RefSeq names its product chromosome 17 C5orf49 homolog (gene cfap90). The transcript is spliced from 3 exons. NCBI's taxonomy places the organism in Eukaryota, Metazoa, Chordata, Actinopteri, Atheriniformes, Melanotaeniidae. The record is from RefSeq and is a predicted model, not a curated record. Bases 108 to 521 code for a protein of 137 amino acids.